CAAGUACCGAAGUAACUCCUCGUUGACAUGCUGUGGCCGCGGGAACACUUCCGCGUCGCGUUCAAGCAAGUCGUGAGCGAUGCCAUAGACACACAUGGCGCCAGCGUGCUUCUGCUGGUGGCGUUGGACGUGGACUCGAUCGCCGCCGUGUCCAUCUUGACCUCGUUGCUUCAAGCGGAAUUGGUCGCGUACUCCAUGGUGCCCGUGGCAGGGUACAAGCAAAUGGCGGCCAUGACGUUCUCGAGCGAGAUCCGGUCCAUCUUUCUCAUCAACUGCGGCGCCAUGAUCGACGUCUACAGCACACUCAAGCUCACGGACCAAAAGGUGUACGUGAUCGACAGCCACCGCCCGCUGCAUUUGGCCAACGUGUACGACCGACAUGGCACGGUCGUGCUAUUCGACGACGAAGGUCAAGCGGAGGACGACUUCCCCGACGACGGCUCGGACAUUGCCGCGAUAGAGCUAGAAGAGGACGACGACAGCGACAACGAACGAGACCACGACAGUGACGACGACGAUGACAGUGAGACCGAAGCGGAUCUCGUAGACACGACCGCCACGAACGGAAAGCGCAAACGUACCGAUUCCACCGGGUCUCUUACAAGCGACGACAAUGGUGACGACAAUGGUGACGACAAUGGUGACGACAAUGGUGACGACAAUGGUGACGACAAUGGUGACGACAAUGGAGACGACAAUGGUGACGACAAUGGAGACGACAAUGGUGACGAUGACGUAGUUCGUUCAGACGGGGAUGGCUCGGAGGAGGAUGCAACACAAGACAACUCGGGGGACGGCGAACCGGAUGCCGAGCAAGUGCCGCCGCCCGCCACCGCUAUCACAUCCGACAAGCUCCCGUCCAAGCGAAAGCGACGCCUGGACAUUUUGCAGUACUACCGCGGAACGUUUCAUGGAGCUCCCGCGGCCACGCUGACGUUUGAACUGGCGAGCCAGCUCAAUAUGGCCACGGCAGACAAGGUCUGGCUGGCCAUCGUCGGGCUCACCAAGCAAUUUGUGGCCCAGCAGAUCGACGCCGACAACUACAACAUGCUCGUGCAAAAGUUCCAGGACGAAGUGCUGGCGUUGCCCAGCAACGGCGGCAGCAACGACGUCGUGCAUGACGUGGACGGAACUGUGUUGCCCACUGUGCAAAGUGGGGCCAUUGCAUUUGAAGAAGAGUACCGAUUCAUGCUGUACAGACACUGGUCACUGUACCAGUCCAUGUACUAUUCCAACUACGUCGCAGCCAAGCUCAAGACGCAAAAAUCCAUGAUUCUUCUACCGUUUAAUGCUUGUGAUACUUUUGUAGGCAAAGACGAACUCGAAGUGUUUUUGGCUCGCAUGGGGCUUAGUCUCAAAGAAUGCCAGCAAAGCUUUACGUUCAUGUCGCGUGACCUCAAGCAAACGCUGCGCGAGAAAUGCCGUGAUAUCGCGCCCGAGUUUGGCCUUGACGAGCUCUUCUACGGGUCGUUUCGACGACAAUUUGAGUUCAAGUACCAGUGGUGUGCGGCAGACGUGGUGCAUGGCUUGUCGGCGCUCCUCGAGGCCCCGCUUCACGUCGCCCGAAAGGCGCUGGCCGACCACGUGCCCGAUGCUCUGCAGGGCACUUCCGACGACGACAACUUGUCCGACGGCACUCCGUCGGCGCCAUAUUGGCAACACAGCUUCCACCUCGCUUUGGAUGCCCUUCCGUGCUCGUCCACGCGGUCGUGUGUGCUUCUCGAGCGCGGGAUGGCCAUGGCCAUGCAGCUGCAGCAGGCCGUGGUGACUCUGGGCGUGUCCAUAUUAGACAGAAAGCUGAUCGUGCGUGUCAAGCACUUCCGGUUCGUGUGUCUUCGCCUGUCUGAAGAAGAGGAGCACCUGUGCGGACAUCCGUCGACGCUCUCGCGCCUCGCGCUCUUCCUUGUCGACGUCCACCGAGAGCAGGGCAAAUGGAUCGGCAAACACGCGGCGCCCUUCGUCCUCAUCGCUCACAUCAAGGCGCGCAACGUGUACCUGGUUGUGGGGGUCACGUGCCCCGAACGUGCCGGCGACAUUCAUCGCAAGUACGUACAUGUGGAUAUAUAUUUGUUGGUGGAGACGCGAACUAUUGGAUGA
This is a messenger RNA of Aphanomyces astaci, 2097 nucleotides long. RefSeq lists its product as hypothetical. Gene Ontology annotation, molecular function: single-stranded DNA binding; DNA replication origin binding; chromatin binding. The record is from RefSeq and is a predicted model, not a curated record. NCBI's taxonomy places the organism in Eukaryota, Oomycota, Saprolegniomycetes, Saprolegniales, Verrucalvaceae. The transcript is spliced from 7 exons. Gene Ontology annotation, biological process: DNA replication initiation; double-strand break repair via break-induced replication; mitotic DNA replication preinitiation complex assembly. Gene Ontology annotation, cellular component: DNA replication preinitiation complex. Bases 28 to 2097 code for a protein of 689 amino acids.